GUCGUAGUCUCACUCUUCCGAGAUCUAACUGGAUUUCUUAAAACACUACACACUAAGUACUGAAUCAGUGACCCUCUUCCAUCACAGUACUAGUCUCGAUAUCGUACCGCAUGCGUUUCGACACUGUCAAUUGUCAAGUAUUGACGUCAGGUGAUCAGAUUACCAGAUCGUUCUAUCUCAGAGACUCGUGAGGACGAGUACUCGUAGUUGCAGUCGCACCAUGGCCUCAUCCUCAGAAGUCCACCCAUCUGGUUCAUAUGAAUCAACUUCUGCAGACAUUCUUAAAAGUCAAACGAUGCUUCGAGUUAUUUUCUGUCUCGCUUCCAGACGAACUCAUCGAUGACAUUAUCGAUGCUGCCUCCUAUUGGGCGCACACCUCUAUAACAGUCAAUCGUACCGUUCACGUUCACACUGUCCACGGCGCUUCCAUCAAGCCAGACAUGAUGUAUAUGCGUGCAUUGCCACUUGCAGUGUACGGCGCAGAAGGAGACUUCCUAUCUACAGGGAGAGAGGCUUGCUUGUCCUUGGUGGGCUACCUUCAACUGAAUCAAUUUGGGCACCCCCCACGCGUGCCAAACCUGAUCAGGUUUCAGUUAUGGAGUCAUGACCAGGGCUGGGUCUCUGAUCAUCGCAGUCAUCAAGGGACGUACGAAGGCUCUUACACCUGGUUCGAUUCCAGUGUGGAGAGACUCAACUCCACUUCAUAUCUCACGGAAGUUGAUGAACCGUCCUUCGAUGAUCUGAAAAAAAUUAUCGUUGCGAACAGUCAAUCAACGCGCUAUAUCGUCACUUGGACGAACCUCGACAAUGUCAAAGAAAGUUCGCCCGAAGCAAUUGCAGCAGAGACUAGGGGACAGGGAUGGAGGUCAUACGAUGGUAGCUUUACACAUGAUUUGCAGGUCGGAGACUGCAUUACUCUGCGGAUGAGGGCUCGCUUUCCAGGCUGGAGAAUGGAUGUUGUGAAGGCAAAGAUAACAGUAUAUUGGGCAGUAUGGGAUAUUCGCACUCUUGCGUACGCCUGUUGUUUAUCGUCUUUUAUCAUGUACAUGGGAUUUCGGUUCAAAGGGUUUCCAGAUAGUACAGAUCAGCCAUGA
Suillus paluster is the source of this 1094-nucleotide messenger RNA. RefSeq lists its product as uncharacterized. The record is from RefSeq and is a predicted model, not a curated record. The transcript has 4 exons. Lineage: Eukaryota; Fungi; Basidiomycota; Agaricomycetes; Boletales; Suillaceae. Bases 258 to 1094 code for a protein of 278 amino acids.